AUGGCACUCUUUAAUACUAGUAGUGACUUAUCUACCACAUUCUACUUCAUUGGAGUUCCUGGAUAUGAAGCACUACACCACUGGAUCUCCAUCCCUUUCUGCAUUCUAUACGUGGUUGGAAUAGUGGGCAACUGUACCAUCCUUCAUAUAGUCCGGACUGACCCAAGUCUUCAUGAACCCAUGUACUAUUUCUUGGCCAUGUUGUCUCUCACUGAUAUGGGCAUGUCCCUUCCCACUCUUGUAUCACUCUUGAGAGUGCUGUGGUCCAUUUCCAGAGAGAUUGAAUUCAACACUUGUGUGAUACAGAUGUUCUUCAUCCAUACUUUCUCCCUAACAGAAUCAGGAGUGCUCCUGGCAAUGGCCUUUGACCGCUAUGUAGCCAUUUGUCUCCCCCUGAGAUAUCCCACCAUCCUCACUCCACAGCGCAUUACCAAGAUUGGAAUAGCAGCUUUUCUCAGGAGUUCCCUCUCCAUUAUUCCACUAAUGAUCCGCCUUGCAUACUUCCCUUUUUGUCGCUCCCAUGUCCUUUCUCAUUCCUACUGCCUACAUCAGGACAUGAUUCGUUUGGCUUGUGCUGAUAUUAAGUUUAAUGUCAUCUAUGGAUUGGUUUUGAUCACUGUUGUGUGGGGAUUUGAUUCUCUUGGCAUUCUGGUUUCUUAUAUCUUCAUUCUCCGUUCUGUGCUAAGCAUUGCAUCACAGAAGGAAAGGCUCAAAGCUCUUAAUACAUGUGCCUCCCACAUCUGUGCUGUCCUUAUUCUCUAUGUGCCCAUGAUUGGUCUGUCUCUUGUUAGCCGUUUUGCAAAGCAUGCCUUUCCCCUUGUCCACAUUUUCAUGGCUCACAUUUACUUGUUGGUACCUCCUGUGCUCAAUCCUGUAAUCUACAGUGUGAAGACCAAGCAGAUUCGCACAAGGAUAAUCCGUCUAUUUGUCCCUUCGAGGAUUCAUUCCACCCAGGGUAGAUCAUGCUAA
This is a messenger RNA of Sarcophilus harrisii (Tasmanian devil), 969 nucleotides long. RefSeq names its product olfactory receptor 51G2-like. Gene Ontology annotation, biological process: G protein-coupled receptor signaling pathway. The transcript has a single exon. The record is from RefSeq and is a predicted model, not a curated record. Bases 1 to 969 code for a protein of 322 amino acids. NCBI's taxonomy places the organism in Eukaryota, Metazoa, Chordata, Mammalia, Dasyuromorphia, Dasyuridae. Gene Ontology annotation, molecular function: G protein-coupled receptor activity; olfactory receptor activity. Gene Ontology annotation, cellular component: membrane.